This is a messenger RNA of Micropterus salmoides (largemouth bass), 1742 nucleotides long. Its product is annotated as STIP1 homology and U box-containing protein 1-like. Gene Ontology annotation, cellular component: Z disc; cytoplasm. Gene Ontology annotation, molecular function: protein-folding chaperone binding; ubiquitin protein ligase activity. Bases 228 to 1100 code for a protein of 290 amino acids. Gene Ontology annotation, biological process: proteasome-mediated ubiquitin-dependent protein catabolic process; protein quality control for misfolded or incompletely synthesized proteins; protein polyubiquitination. The transcript has 8 exons. Lineage: Eukaryota; Metazoa; Chordata; Actinopteri; Centrarchiformes; Centrarchidae. The record is from RefSeq and is a predicted model, not a curated record.
UGAUGACGCGAUUUACGUCACAGAUGAAAACCAAAACACUGGCUGCUGCUGUUAGCCACCUAGCUAAAACACGAUUAUAGCUAAUUUUUAUAUAACAGCAGCUACGAAGGAUCCGUCGUCAAACAGCACCGACACAGUUCCUGUCGUGCCUGUUGGAUCCGAGCGUCAGGAUAGGGAAGCAAAGUGAAGGGGCAGCUGCCGCCGGCGCAGCGAGCCUGGUGGACAGGAUGUCAGAAAGUCCAGAGAAGAGCGCCUCGGUGUCGGCUCAGGAGCUGAAGGAGCAGGGCAACCGCCUCUUUCUGAACCGCAAGUACCUGGAGGCCGCUGCCUGCUACAGCAAAGCUAUAAGCCACAGUCCCGCGGUCCCGGCGUACUACACCAACAGAGCGCUGUGCUACGUGAAGCUGCAGCAGUACGACAAAGCCCUGGCAGACUGCAGACUCGCUCUGGAGCUGGACAGCCAGUCGGUGAAAGCUCACUUCUUCAUGGGCCAGUGUCACCUGGAGAUGGAGAGUUAUGACGAAGCCAUCGGCAACCUGCAGAAAGCUUAUAACCUGGCAAAGGAGCAGCGGCUGAACUUUGGCGACGACAUUCCCAGCGCUCUGCGGAUAGCGAAGAAGAAACGGUGGAACAACAUGGAAGAGAGGAGGAUCAACCAGGAGAGCGAGCUGCACGCCUACCUCACCAAACUCAUCCACGCUGAGAAAAAGAGGGAGCUGGAGGGCUGCCGGCAGAAGCAAGAAGACAAGUCAGACGACGGCAGAAUUCAACACAAUCUGAAUGAGAUCCACACAAAACAUGACAAGUAUCUUUCAGACAUGGAGGAGCUGUUCUGUCAAGUAGACGAGAAGCGGAAGAAGCGAGAGAUCCCAGACUUCUUGUGUGGAAAGAUCAGCUUCGAGUUGAUGCGAGAGCCGUGCAUCACUCCCAGUGGAGUCACGUACGACAGAAAAGACAUCGAGGAGCACCUACAGAGAGUCGGCCAUUUUGACCCCGUAACGCGCACUCCUCUGACCCAAGAUCAGCUCAUCCCAAACCUGGCCAUGAAAGAAGUCAUUGAUGCUUUCAUUUUGGAGAACGGAUGGGUGGAGGACUACUGACCAGGAAGGGAAGUCCCAGUUCACGGAUGGAGAAAAGAUCAGUGUGUUAAGAGCGGCUGCUGCUCUGCCAAGAGUUUAACUUCAGUUCAGACACGUCGCAUGCAACAUCAACAUCAACCACAGCAACUUUAUUCCUGUAGGGAAAGUUACAGGAGGAAGAAAGGGAAUCUAUAAAUGCGUUUAGGAGAGAUGAAUGUACUUUUAACCCGCACAAUCCAAGUUAUAAAAUCAAGAGAAAAGCCAAAGAAAACGAAUCAGAAGCUUUUUAAAGACGAUGUCAGUAGAGGGCGCUGAGUGUUAAACCUGCAGCAUGAACCAGCUGUGGAAGAAGAAGUACUCACACCCCCUCCUCAGUAAAAGCAGCAAACUGCAAUAUAAAAAUACCGUGUUGCAAGUAAAGGUCCUGCAUUUACAGUUUUAUUUAAAGGUAGAAUUAUACAAAUAUACUUACUAUCAAAAGUAAAUACUUAUUUUGUGCAGGAUGGCCCCAUAGAGAGUUAUUUUUUAUUUUAUUUUAUGCUUCAGCCAAAUUGAACGUUUUUCUAACUUGUUGGGUUUUUUUAAUUUAUUGAAGUGUUCACAUGCUUUGUUUGUAAAAUCCUAAUUUAAGGAAUCGCUGUCAGAUAAAUGUGGAGAAGUUAU